AUUCUUUCUCCAAAAUUAUUUCCAAUCUUAUGUUGGUUGCAAUUUUGUGUAGGAGAAUAGUGACCGCGCCCAGAAAAGAUGGUAUCUUUUCCCUCUCCUCCUCUCGCAAAUCGCACUCCGACGGCGGCGGCGGCGCAACUUUCACCAUUUCUUACCUCACCAAGUCAUGUGGGCUAUCCUUGAAAGACGCUGUCUCCGUCUCCAAGAAACUGCGCAUCAAAUCACGACACAACCCAGAUGCGGUGUUGGAUCUCCUCACCGAUUUCGGAUUCACAAACGCCCAAAUCUCCAAACUCGUAACCAAAUGGCCUCUCGUGCUCCAAUCCCGCGCCGACGAAACCAUUUUGCCCAAACUCGAAUUCCUCCGCUCCAUCGGCGUUCCCGCCGCCGUCGCCGCGCAGAAGCUAACGGUGUAUCCCAUGAUUUUACAGCGCAGUCUCGAAAAUUCUCUCAUCCCAACUUACAACUACCUGAAAAAUCUCCUACAAUCCGAUAAAAAGGUUGUCAAUGUGUUCGCGCGAGCCCCAAGGGCGUUCGUCCACGGCUGCUGCGGCGAGAUGUCUCGCAGCAUCGCGAUCUUGAGAGAGCGAAGAGCGCCGGAGUCUUCAAUCGCGUUAUUGCUCAACAACCAGCCGUCACUGCUGAUGCUCGGCGGAGAAGCGUUCGCGGCGCUGGUGGAUCGCGCCGUUGAAAUGGGAUUCGAUGUGUCGAAAGUGAUAUUCGUUCUUGCACUCCAAGUGUUUGCGAAUAUGUCUGAGUCGACUCUACAGCGGAAGAUGGGUGCUUACAGGAGGUGUGGUUGGUCCGAAUCUGAGGUGAUGGCUGCAUUUCUAAAGCAUCCGCUUUGCAUGAAUUUGUCGGAGAAGAAGAUCACGGCGAGCAUGGAGUUUCUUGUUGGUGAAGCUGGAUUCGAGGCGGGCGAUGUUGCUCGAUGCCCCGUGCUUCUCGGUUACAGCGUGGACAAGAGGAUGAGGCCGCGCUUGAUCGUUACUAGGAUGUUGGAGGGGAAGGCCUUGUUGAAGAAGUCCACUAGUUUCAUAUAUUUGUUGAUGAUGUCUGAAGACAAGUUCGUCAAGAGGUAUAUUCUUGAGAAUCAAGACCACAUUCCUCACUUGCUUGAUGUAUACCGCGGCAACGUUUCUGUCGAGAUUUAGUGUUGAUUUCAUGUUUGGGACUGGUGUUAGGAUAUUCACUCAUUUUUGUCUCUGAAAAUGGGAGUUUGUUGUUUUGAUUUCAUUUAUGAAAACUGAGUUAGUAGAAGACAUUCUUGGAUUUUCUGAAAGCGGCUUAUUUCUUGAAGUGCAUUAAUUAAAGAUUUAUUUUUUAUUCUAUAAAUCGCAUUUUUUCUUAAAAAAGCGAUCUUGUCUUCACUUAUAACACCACUCUGUUUCCUUCUAUGAAAGGCGAAACCCUUCAGGCAGCGGCGAAUUUAUAAACCUUGAAACAACUAUUUGAAUCCAAUGUUUGCAAUUAUCUGUAGAAGAGGAGUAAUUAGGGUUCCGGGAAAAGAUUCAAUUUCUGUUGCCCUAAGAUUCCUCGCGCAUUUCUCCUGGGUGAACUCGUAUUCAACUUCAGAUGGCGGCGGCGGCGAUGCUGGAGGCCAAUCUUUGACCAUCUCUUACCUCGUCGGCGCGUGUGGGCUGCCGGAGAAGGCCGCCGUCUCUGCAUCAAAGAUUCUGUGCAUCAAAUCCCGAGAAAAUCCAGACGCGGUGUUGGAGCUCCUCAAAGACUACGGAUUCACAGAUUCCCAAAUUUCGAGGAUCGUUAGUAGAUGGCCGCGCGUUCUGCAAUGCAGCCCCGACAAAACCCUGAUGCCGAAGCUCGAAUUCUUCCGCUCGAUCGGCGUUCCCGAUUGUAUCGCGGCGCAGCGCCUAUCUGUCUUCCCUAGGAUCUUACAGCGCAGUCUCCGAAACCAUCUCAUCCCCUCGUAUAAUUACUUGAAAAGAUGGGUGCGAUCCGAGGAGAGGGUGGCGCUCGUGUUUAAACGCGCUCCGUUGGCGUUUUCGAGCGGCUGGCCGAAGGCGAUUCCGUCGAACGUGGCCAUGUUGAGAGAGAGAGGGAUGCCCGAGUCGUGUAUUGUUUCGUUGGUGGGGUGGAAGCCUAAUAUGCUGCUGCUCCGCCGCGAUAAGUUGUGUGGGUUUGUGGAUCGAGCUGCUGAGAUGGGAUUCGACGCGUCCACAAUGGCGUUCGUGAGUGCACUCCAGGUGUUCUACAGUAUGCCUGAGAGGGCUCUGCAGCGUAAAAUGGAGAUUUAUAGAAGCUGUGGGUGGUCCGAAGACGCGGCCACUUCGGUCUUCCUAAGGUUUCCCGCUUGCAUGGCGUUGUCCGAGACCAAAAUAAGAGCGAAUAUGGAUUUUCUGGUUAAGGAGCUGGGAUUCAAGCCCGUCGAGGUGGCCCGAUGCCCUUCGCUUCUGAGCUACAAUCUGGAGAGGAGGAUGAUGGGGAGGUGGAUGGUGGUCAGGGCUUUGGUUGCGAGAGGGUUGUUGAAGAAGGAGCCCAUCGCCGCCACCGCCAUCUCCACCUUGUUCAAAAUGGCCGAGGACAAGUUCGUCAAGAGCUACAUUGUUGAUCAUCAACAAGAGAUUCCUCAGCUCCUCGACUUGUAUCGAGGCAACUUGAGCCUCUCUCAACUUCUAACGUCUGAUUGAAAGAGCGUCGCGUGUUUCGUUGAUUGCUUAGCUUAUUCAAUCCUCAACUUCAUCUGUCGCGAAUUUGGAUAGUUGAGCUAAUUCCUAUAUAGAUUAGACUAUGGUUUAGUUUAGGAGCAUAUAGCUCAUAUUCUACCAAACUUGAUGGCUUUCUUUGCUUCUGUGAUUUCUUUUGCGCCCAUAUUGGGAAGUAACGAUGGGUCAGUUAGUUAUGAUUCUAUUCAUAUGCCUUAUUUGACUCGCUGUAUAAUUAUUAAUUUACCCUAUUAUUAAA
Molecule: messenger RNA, 2922 nt
Organism: Salvia miltiorrhiza (redroot sage)
Lineage: Eukaryota; Viridiplantae; Streptophyta; Magnoliopsida; Lamiales; Lamiaceae
Exons: 1
Coding region: 30-1154 (374 amino acids)
Biological process (GO): chloroplast organization; regulation of DNA-templated transcription
Cellular component (GO): chloroplast
Molecular function (GO): double-stranded DNA binding
Source: RefSeq, a predicted model, not a curated record